UAUACAGAGGUAAUGAAAGGAUCAAACAUUGAAUGCAUAAUAACGUUAAGUAAUGGCUUUUAUCAGACAAUUCAGUGAUUAAUACUAUUGAGUGAAACGUAUUGUACUUUUUGUUACGUUUUUUGCAUUCAUUUUGAGACAUAUUUUUGGACUCAUUUUCUUCGCAAUCCUUAUCUCAAAGGAAACCAUUUUUUGCGACACAAAAGCGUUUUAAUUAUACUUUUUAUACAUUUUUAUUCAAAUAUUAAUUGUGUUUAUAAUCACACAAUAAUUCUCGUGUUUUAUAAUCAAAAUAAAAUUGAUUUCAUUUACAAGUGUUUGAGUUGUGAAUCAAAACACAAUUUCAAAGUCUAUACAAAACGCCAACAAAAAGGUAAACAAAACGACAUUUAAACCCCAUUUUUGGCACUCGUUUUCUGGCCUCACAUCUGACUAUUGGAUCCAACCGUUGAGUUGAUAAUGAAUUUCUUGAGAUCAAACCCAACGCCAGCUCCGGAGCCGACGCCGGCGUCGGACGUGCCGUGGCUUAUGAGUACCGCCGCCAAAGUGGUCGCCACUAUCGCCGGCCUCUUCGGAAUCGCUGCCGGAUUUAUGGGCGUCUUCUUCAACAUAUUGAGUCCGACGUGUAUUUUCGCGGCCGCUCUUCUCAUGGUUGAGGGCGUGACCAUGGCCAUUCUGGAGGCGCCCUGUUUCUGCACUUUCCUCGACUUCGCGUACACUCCGUCCGCGUAUUUGGACCGAAAACCCCAUUGGAUUAAAGCCACACUUUAUUUGCUUUUCGCUAUAAUUCCGGUCUCGUUUUGCAUCGGUUUCUCAACACUCUUGGCCUGUAGUCUAAUACUCGUGAGUUGUGGCCUAUAUUUGGUGAUGGCUUUGGGCAGAAAAGCAUCUGCUGAUCAGAUGAGAGUAUCGGCGACUCUGUCUGAAAAGCCGACCGCUGUUCUCGUCCACAACGAGGAGCUGCCCAAAGGCACGGAACCUCCGCCCGCUUACAGCCCACAGCAGCCAAACACCAUCAGCUCUAGUCAGACAAUGCACUACUAAAUCAGAGCAACUCUUGUCGCUAUUUUGUUUCCCUCUCUUCGCAACUCUUUACGCAAAAACACUAUUUAAUUGUUAUUUUAAUCAAUCUUUUAGUGCCUUCUAUUCCUGUAUGUCUUUCGUAUCGAAUAUUAAGUACUUUUAAAUUAAUUACUAUUUAUUUUUCUAACCGAAGGAAAUCCUAUGGAAAUUAAUAUGAAAUUGAUUUUUUAAAUUAUAAAAUGUAUUUCUAUAAAGACAUGAAAUAUUUUGUAAAAUAUAAAUUUAUAUGAUUUUAGUUUACAUUUGAAUACAUUUCCAGCAAAAGAAAAUUAAUAUAUAUUUUUCACGACUUGUAACUAUAAAUUAUAAAUUAAUAAAUUGUUUACAAAAAUUGAUAA
Messenger RNA from Medioppia subpectinata, 1421 nucleotides. The record is from the annotation of a GenBank genome assembly. Lineage: Eukaryota; Metazoa; Arthropoda; Arachnida; Sarcoptiformes; Oppiidae.